AUGCUCGCGCGGCCCCACGACCCACGCGCGUGCACCGCCUUGCUCUGCCUGCUACCCCGCCAUGCUCCCCGCAGCCUUGCCGAGCCCGCUGAUCUGCCUCCGUCGCCAUGGCCCUGCUCCGCCUGCUCGCGCCGCCCGGCUCCCCGCCGCCGUGUGGCCAUCCUUCGCCCGCCCCGCUCUCCGGCGUCUGGCCGCGUCGGCUGCGCCCACCGCGGCCUUGCCCUCCUGGCCUCGCGCGGCCCCGCUCCCGCGCCGUUGCGCCCUGCUGGUCCCGCCCCGCUCUCCCUCCCCGACUCCCUGUGCCUGCCCCGCCCAGCGGCCGUGGCCGGCCGGUGCGCCGCGCCGCCGAGCGCGCCCCAACCCCGGCACCCCGCCGGCCGUCGCCCCGCGCCUGUUCGCCGGUGCCCCGGCCCUCCUCGCCCCGGCGAUCUGGGGAACGCCCAGUCGGGCGCCGCAACGCCCCGUUAG
Messenger RNA from Aegilops tauschii subsp. strangulata, 468 nucleotides. The record is from RefSeq and is a predicted model, not a curated record. Lineage: Eukaryota; Viridiplantae; Streptophyta; Magnoliopsida; Poales; Poaceae.